Messenger RNA from Schistocerca americana (American grasshopper), 535 nucleotides. RefSeq names its product broad-complex core protein isoforms 1/2/3/4/5-like. The record is from RefSeq and is a predicted model, not a curated record. The transcript has a single exon. Lineage: Eukaryota; Metazoa; Arthropoda; Insecta; Orthoptera; Acrididae. Bases 198 to 464 code for a protein of 88 amino acids.
AGCAUAAAUGACAGUGACCCACAAUGCGAUUUCCUCACAAGUGUUUAGUAUUGUCUUCGCCUUCAUGAUGUGUCAUUGUUUUUCCUGUGUGGAUUGUAUGGGCCAUUGUGCAUUGUGACAUGUUGGUUUAUAUGGGGGUAGGGGAGUCUUCAGUACCUAACUAGUGUUCUGUUUUGGUGCGUUGUGUAGGUUGCAGCAUGCCAAAUGAAUCUUCUCUGCCAGUGUGGCUGCCAAACCAAGAGAUAAUUGCAAGGGAAGUCCUGUUAGAAGCUGAACGUGGUUUUGUUUGUCCUGAAUGUGGCAAAAAGCUGCGCAGCUCUGUUACACUCAAGAGGCACAUCCUCGAUCUCCACCGGGUGCAGACUGAACAGUUUUGGUGCAAGAUAUGUAGAAAACAUUAUCGGACAAAAAACAGCCUUGUUGUGCAUUUGUGCAAAUAUCAUCCGAAUGAUAAGGGGUUGUAGUCCAAAGACACUUCUAAACUUAUGUAAUAGCAACAUCUCAUGCACUGGUAUCUUAACAUUUGGUGUCAGAU